Messenger RNA from Aureobasidium melanogenum CBS 110374, 1215 nucleotides. RefSeq lists its product as uncharacterized. Bases 1 to 1215 code for a protein of 404 amino acids. The record is from RefSeq and is a predicted model, not a curated record. NCBI's taxonomy places the organism in Eukaryota, Fungi, Ascomycota, Dothideomycetes, Dothideales, Saccotheciaceae. The transcript is spliced from 2 exons. Gene Ontology annotation, molecular function: protein dimerization activity.
AUGGCUUCUUCACACCUCCCUCCUACCCCAGCCUCAUCGACGGACAUCCGGGGCAAGGAGAAGCUUGUGCCUCUUGCUCCAGCUUGCAACCUCCCUCCCUCGGCCUAUGUGGAUGGCAGUGAUAGAGCCACCUCGUCACCUCUCUCAAGUCAUGGUUCUGAUUCAUCGUAUCACCCUCAUUCACCCGUGUCUCUGAACAAUGGAAGACGUAAGUCUACUGCUGCUCAGUCAAGCUCGGCCAAAGCAGACGACACAUUCGCUCUUCCUCCACCGCCAACUCGCAAUCGCAAGAUCAUCCAGAUGAAGCCAAAGACUACCGCUGGCGAGAAGCAGCCGGACCCGGAAGUUGAGGCAGCACCGGCAAAGGCCACUGGCGGUAGAAAGAAGGGUGCCAAUGCAAACAGCACAGCCGCUAGCCGUAAAGUAGCUCGCAAAACAGCACACAGCUUGAUCGAAAGGCGACGACGCUCCAAGAUGAAUGAGGAAUUUGGUGUCUUGAAGGACAUGAUUCCUGCCUGUCAAGGUCAAGAGAUGCACAAGUUGGCAAUCCUCCAGGCAAGCAUCGAGUAUCUUCGCUACCUCGAGCGUUGCAUCACCGACCUCAAAGCCGACAACACAGCCGCGAGACAGGGCUCAACAUCGCAGCCUGCCGUGUCUGCUGUACCUACACCACAACCCACUGCUGUCGUUGACCAGCCCAUGGAGCAAGAGGAAGAUGAUGACCAGGAAAUGUCGGACACAAACCAUUCCACCGGUGCUUCAACACCAAAUGGCCCACUCCUUUCACACACACAAUCUCGGGAAUCCAUCCCAUCUCUAUCCUCUCUGCCCUCCAUGUCUCAUUACGGAUACAAAUCGCCUGCCAUCGCACCAUCUGAUGCCUCUUCUUCUCGACACUACAGCAUCUCGUCUGCUUCUGCUCCUUCGUUUUCUCCUUACAUACACUCACAACAAGCAUCACCCUUCUUCGCUCCGACUGCUGGUCAACACGAGCCUGCGCCUUUCGCACUCACGAGCCCUGCACUACGAGCGCAAGACUCAUCCAUGCACCAAAGACCAGGAGUUGCGGGUGAGGAUGCAAGACUUCGCGACCGCAGAGAGAAGGAUUUGGACCGUGAAGCAAUGGCUGCUCUGUUGAUGUUGAACUCGGAUAGGAGAACUUUCAAAGACAAGUCUGGCCGUGGUAUGAGUGUGCAAGAUCUGCUGAGCAAUUGA